AUGGAUACGCCGGCUGUGGACCUAGACAACAUCAUCGACCGGUUGCUGGAGGUCAGAGGCUCCAAACCGGGCCAGCAAGUGGAUCUGGAAGAACACGAGAUUCGCUUUCUGUGCUCGAAGGCGCGGUCCAUUUUCAUCAAACAGCCCAUUCUCCUAGAACUGGAGGCUCCUAUUAAAAUAUGUGGUGACAUCCAUGGACAAUACUAUGACCUGCUUCGUCUUUUCGAAUAUGGCGGGUUCCCCCCCGAAAGCAAUUACCUUUUUCUCGGCGACUACGUAGACCGUGGUAAACAAUCGCUAGAGACUAUUUGCCUCUUGCUGGCGUACAAAAUCAAAUAUCCUGAAAACUUUUUCAUUCUUAGAGGAAACCACGAAUGCGCUUCGAUCAACCGUAUUUACGGCUUCUACGACGAGUGUAAGCGUCGUUACAACAUCAAGCUGUGGAAGACUUUCACUGACUGUUUCAACUGUCUCCCCAUCGCUGCCAUUAUUGACGAAAAAAUCUUCUGCAUGCACGGUGGGUUGUCUCCAGACCUAAACACCAUGGAACAAAUAAGACGCGUGAUGCGUCCAACAGACAUCCCCGACGUGGGCCUACUGUGUGACCUGUUGUGGUCGGAUCCCGACAAGGACAUAGUGGGGUGGUCCGAAAACGACCGCGGUGUUUCCUUUACAUUUGGACCCGACGUGGUUAGUCGUUUUUUGCAAAAACAGGAUAUGGAAUUAAUCUGCAGAGCCCACCAAGUGGUAGAAGAUGGAUACGAGUUUUUCAGUAAGCGUCAGCUGGUCACGUUGUUUAGCGCACCCAACUAUUGUGGAGAGUUCGACAAUGCCGGUGCCAUGAUGAGCGUGGACGAAAGUCUGCUCUGCUCUUUCCAGAUUCUGAAACCAGCCCAAAAGACGUUGCCCAGGCCACAGGGCAAAAAGAAGAAAUAA
This is a messenger RNA of Lachancea dasiensis, 936 nucleotides long. The record is from the annotation of a GenBank genome assembly. Lineage: Eukaryota; Fungi; Ascomycota; Saccharomycetes; Saccharomycetales; Saccharomycetaceae.